CAACCUCACUCUGCUGAUGCCAUUGCAGCUUCUUCUUGAUUGCUUAUUAUAUCUAGAGAGAGAGAGAGAGAGAGAGAGAGAGAUGGGAAGCAAGUGCUACAGAAAAACAACAGGAGGGGUUCCAGUGCCACUAGGGUUCAGAUUCCAUCCCACCGAAGAGGAACUGUUGGAUUAUUUGAAGAACAAGAGACAGGACAGGGAUUUUAACGUUAACCACAUACCCGAGAUUGAUACCUGCAAGUACGACCCUUGGGAAAUACCUGGGCUCUUGUUCACAGAGCAAGACUCUCCAUAUCAUGAUAUGGAGUGGUUCUUCUUCAGCCGAAGGGAUUAUAAGUACAUUAACAGCAAUCGCUCCAACAGGGCCACACCGCAUGGCUCCUGGAAAAUCACUGGCAAGGAACGUAUGAUCAGGGCUCGAGGGUCCAACGCUGUCAUUGGGAGGAAGAGGACCAUGACCUUCUAUGAACGUUGUGUGCCGAAAUCGAAGAAGACCAACUGGGUCAUGCACGAAUAUAGUCUCUUUGAAAGUGAAGCCAGUCCUGAUCCUCAGCUGGCCGAGAGGGAUUUUGUUGUCUGUCGAUUGAAAAAAAACCCCGAUAAGAAGGAUACUUUAGUCUUUGCUGAAGGUGAACCUAGCAGCUACAAUUUGUGUAAUUGUGAAGAUCAAGCUGCAGCUGAUGUGACUCCAGAGUCACAGGAUCACAGCCCCUCCACACUGCAAUCACCAGCAUGGAUAGAGCUGGGAGAUGUUCUGCAAGCUAAUGGCCUUAAUGAAGAUUGUAAUGAUAUGCAAUCACCAUUUGGAGAUAAUGACUACUCAGUUACCGAUAAGAAUGAUAUUUCAACCUGUGAUGAAGGUGAACCCCAUGGCUUCACCGUUACUAAUAUCGAAAAUGAAGUCGCAUAUGAUAUGUCUCAAGAGCUAUAUGCGCAGCAAGAAAAAAACAGCUAUAUGCUCACGCCUCAGUCACCAACAUUCAGGAAUCUAGAAGAUUUUAUGUAUAUUGAUGCCUCUGAUUUUGGAAAUCAAACUGCAAAUAAUUUGGUUCUAGAGCAGCCAUGUAUUCAGCAGGCACAGGAUUACCACUCUUUCACACUGCCGUCACCAAUAUACAGCGAACUGGGAAGCGUCGUCCCUCAUGUUGAUAUCUAUAAUAAUGAAUGGCAAUCUAAAUAUGCUAAUUUUGAAAAUCAAACUACAAAUGAAAGGAUUUCGGAGGAAUGUCCUCAGCCAAAAGAGAAUCUGAGAUCAAUCUUAUCUGCAUCUCAGCUAGCGGAUUACACAUCGCAGCUGCUAAUGAACACAGAAGAAUGUCAAAUGAGGCCUUGUGAAAUAGGCAUAGAAGGGGCAGCUGGGAUGAAUUGGGAGGGCUCUCAUUCUUUCAUUUUCCCCUGAAGCCGUAGAUCGAAGUCCUCUAUGGAAUAAUGUUCGCACCAAGUUGAAGUUCUAGCCUUAGAGCAAUGCUUUUGUUC
Molecule: messenger RNA, 1476 nt
Organism: Prunus avium (sweet cherry)
Lineage: Eukaryota; Viridiplantae; Streptophyta; Magnoliopsida; Rosales; Rosaceae
Product: NAC domain-containing protein 1-like
Biological process (GO): regulation of DNA-templated transcription
Molecular function (GO): DNA binding
Source: RefSeq, a predicted model, not a curated record